GGGGGGGCGGGUUGCGAGCGGGCCCGGCUCAGCCUGAUUUACGGCUCUGCUGAAAACCGCUUUGCUCCCGCAACACUAGCACCGGCCGCGGCGGCAGCAGCAGCGGCUGCAGCUGCAGCAACAAGUCGGGACGUGAAGAGUAAUGCAACAGAAGGCUUUUGAGGAAAGCAGAUACCCCUGGCAGGAGUCCUUCGAGAAUGUUGCUGUGUGCCUGCCAUUCCGCUGCCCGAGGUGUGGAGACCAUACCAGAUUCAGAAGUCUGUCCUCGCUGAGGGCCCAUCUGGAAUUCAGUCACAGCUACCAGGAAAGAACCCUUUUGACCAAAUGCAGCCUUUUUCCGUCCCUCAAAGACACAGACCUCGUCAGUUCCUCGGAAGUCCUGAAGCAGGGAAAGCUGACGGGCGCCGGCCACGUGGUGAAGCGGAAACCCAGCUACGUGAACUUAUACAGCAUUUCGCACGAACACUGCAAGGACAGGAAGCCGUUCGAGGUGGUGGCCGAGCGGCCCGUGUCCUACGUGCAGACCUACGCGGCGGUGGACCUGCGCUCAGACUCGCCGGAGGGGCCGCGCGCCAGCCCCGGACUGCCCACCUCGGACACCAAAGCUGCUUUCGAGGCCCAUGUCCGGGAGAAGUUCAACCGGAUGGUCGAGGCCGUGGACAGGACCAUCGAGAAGAGAAUCGAUAAACUCACCAAAGAGUUGGCCCAGAAAACCGCCGAACUGUUGGAAGUUCGGGCAGCCUUCGUGCAGCUGACGCAAAAGAAGCAGGAGGUGCAGAGGCGAGAGCGGGCCCUGAACCGCCAGGUGGACGUGGCCGUGGAGAUGAUCGCGGCGCUCCGGCAGCGGCUGACCGAGUCCGAGGAGGAGCUGCUCCGGAAGGAAGAAGAAGUUGUUACAUUCAACCAUUUCCUGGAAGCAGCUGCUGAGAAGGAGGUCCAAGGGAAAGCGCGGCUCCAGGACUUUAUUGAGAAUCUGUUGCAACGGGUAGAACUGGCGGAAAAGCAGUUAGAGUACUAUCAAAGCCAGCAGGCUGCUGGCCUCUGCCGAGACAUCAGCGAGCACGUGGUUGCUAAAUCAGGGCUAGCAGCCAUACACAAAUAUGUAUUUGUUGGGAACACAGCCCUUACUUGGCGCUGCAGGAACAGGGUGAAUGAGCUUACAGAUAUCUCCUCAAAUAGGAAACCCAAAUGCCUAAGUAGAGGGCACCCACAUCCUGUGUGUAACCACGCGGAUCUCAAGAACCAUUUUCAUCCAAAAGGAAGGAGCUACCUGAGAAAAGCCAAGGAGGACAGAGCCAGCAUGCAGCCCGCUAAAUCCAUUCACGAACAGGCUGAGUCCCCGAGAGAACUCUGCAGACCAUCGAAGAAAGGGGAGCCUCUGGGGUUUAGCCGGAAAGGCAACAUCAGGCCCAAAAUGGCCAAAAAAAAGCCAACAGCGAUUGUGAACAUCAUCUAAAGGGUGGUGGCCCUGGACUACCAUUGCCGGCUUUGCAGAAUGUUGUUCUGGGGCCAACAAUAAUUCCCUUUGGGAUACAUCCCACAAUUAAGACACAUUGGAAAAAAGAAGGGCAUAACCCAUUUAUUUCAUGCCCAUACAGGCGCCUGUAUUAACCAGAAUUUAACAAAUGGGGAUCUUGGGGAACCAGAAAUUUAUGACAGGCCCCUUUUAGAAGCAAGAGGCAGAUUACAGAAAGAAUUGAAAAAAAAAAUGAAAACAGUCUUAUUCCAAAAUUUUAGUUAAACUUCCACCUUGUAAAACUACUCUCCAGUAGUUUCUGUACCUGGGGCUCUGUGUGGGGGUGAUUCAGCUGAGGCCACACAAAAUGUCAGGCAGUAGGAAAAAAGUCUUCUGUGUCUACUGCUCUCCAAAUUGUGGGGCAAAGAAUGGGAAUGCAAAGUUCUCUAAAUAGCAGUGAAAUAGUAAUAUUUUUGUUUGUUUUUAACUUUGCCCUCAAUUAAUUUGAAAGCUCAGAAUAAGGAUUCCUGUUUCCCCAACUAUUCUGGUUAAUCGAGAUUUCAGUGUUUGGGUUGCUUCUGGGACUUAUCUCGUUAGGCUUAAGUUCUCAUUUCUAGUUUGUUCGAUUCAGCUUUGUUUGUCUGGAUGCGUGUUUAUUCUGAUUUGGGGGCGCCUCUGCUCUCCCCUUGGGCUGAGUGUUCUGCACCCAAAGACCGAGCUGUAGCCUCUGUCUUUAAAGCCGUUAGUGUUGCCUAUGGUUGGGGUGGAAAACCCCAUCAAAACCUUACAACCAUAAAACCCUUUGAUCGGGGCCCAUCACCAGUUUGGGGUCUGAAGGGCUGGAACGGCAGCGGAUGGCACGUCUAGUGCAUCGUGAGCCGGGGCCUGGCAACACUGUAGACAUUACUCAGCCCUUCCCUGCUUCCCUGGUAGUAGCAGCAGCCGCUGUGGGCUGUGGGCAUGACUGUCCCCUUGCUGGCCUCACUUUUCCACCUCCCGCUGCUUCUGUGCCCUUUGAUGACUAAAUAUACGUCCUUACCUUUCAACCAGGUGUUUGAAGCAUUCACUGGACACUGCUUUCUAAAGUAGUUUCUGAAACAGUGCAUGUGGGAUCCACAGUCUGAGACUGUCCUCCUCUCCCUCCCUAAAAUAGCCUUUGUUUCCACAAAGAACCAUCUGUUAAGAACGUCCUGCUUUAUGGUUCUCUUCAAGAAUGAAUUUCCAUGUUUUUUUUUUUUUUUUUUUAAUGUUAACAAUAUCAUCAGGUCUUCAGAGUUUACAAGUGCUGACAUCCUUCUGGAAAAAAGAGUAGUUAUGUCCACAAAUGUAUACAUAUAUAUAUAUAACAAAAUAUAUAUGUCAGGUAUAUUAAUAAUUUAUUUUUAAAUACUCAUGCAAAAGGUGUGUGUUUGUGGUGGGUGGUUUUUAAACUCUAUAUGUUAGUUCAUGAAGUUGAAUUCUCUUAUUUUGAAAAUUAAAACUGUAACCUAAUUAACACUAGUAGAAUGAUUGUUGCAAUAAGCAUCAGAUUAGCAAUGCAUUAAAAAUAAGUAUAAUGCAGUUACUUAAAAUGCCAGUAAGUUGAAAAGUGUAACUUAUCAUUAUACGAACAUUUUGAACCUAUUAGUGAAAAUGUUGAUUUUUGAACCUUCACUUCGACAUCUGGCUCACAGGGGUGGGCCAUUCAUCUGGUAUAUAGGCAUCUAUCAAGUGGGAAAAAACAUUGCUGUGAAGUGAAUAUCACUGUUUAGGCUAACAUUAUAAAAAUUGUAGUGUUAUAAUUAUUGGUUUAUUUGGAGAGUUAAUCUCCUCCAAACUUAUUUAUUAUUGAUGUUUAUACCAUGAUUGCACUCUAGCCUUUUACAUACUAAAAAAUUGACUUGUUAGUUCUAUUGCAUGCCCUUUGUCCCGUAACACAUGUGUGCAAUGACAGCAACUUGUUUUAAAGGUGGUAGAGCCAGAUUUUUUUUCAUUUUAUUUAACAUAACCUACAUUUUCAGUUUUUAUUUAAUAUGCCUAGAGGGCAUGACAGCCCUCUUUGACAGUGGUACUCUGUGAUCUUCAGAAAGCACCAUAAUAUCAUAUCUACUCUAUGUACAUUACACAAGACAAAUGAUUUUAAGAUUUAUUGUAUUAAAAAUUCUUUUUAAUUCCAACUAAAUUCUGACCUUCAUACAAGGAAAUGCAUUAUAUAUGUUGUACUUCCUUAGAGACAUAAAUUUGCUGUUGAAACAUGGGAGCUGGCUCACUCUAAGGGAUAUUUCACUUACAUACCAUGGCCUGGGCCAUGUACCAUGUCCCACUUGGGUCUUAUUUUUAAAUAUAUAUAUAUAUAUAUUUUUUGUCCACACGGGCAGUCAACCUGCAAGUUGAUUUUUGGAGAAAUUACCAAAGUUUCUGGGAAAACAUGUUCAAGGCCGAACUGAAGAAUGGAUCUAAUUUUAUUAUUUGUUUUGUAAGGAAGAAAUUUUUCUUUGAACUGGUCUUUCAUUCUUUUAUUCCCAAACCAAGUUAUAGAUUUUCAACUGCAAAGUUCAGGUUGCUUAGACACUGUUUUCCAGCAUUCUGCAGGGUAGAUCAGUUGUAUGGAAGUUGGAAUGUUCUUUUCCCAGAAUUGAAAAGAAAAAGUUUUUAGAUUAUGAAAUAAAUAUUAUAAUAAUAAAGCUAUAUUUAUGACUAA
This is a messenger RNA of Ailuropoda melanoleuca (giant panda), 4136 nucleotides long. It is a transcript of the gene ZNF365, whose product is annotated as zinc finger protein 365. The transcript is spliced from 6 exons. Gene Ontology annotation, biological process: regulation of neuron projection development; regulation of DNA strand resection involved in replication fork processing; telomere maintenance. The coding region runs from base 143 to 1456 and encodes 437 amino acids. NCBI's taxonomy places the organism in Eukaryota, Metazoa, Chordata, Mammalia, Carnivora, Ursidae. The record is from RefSeq and is a predicted model, not a curated record.